Anopheles funestus (African malaria mosquito) is the source of this 1585-nucleotide messenger RNA. Its product is annotated as lysosomal aspartic protease. Bases 226 to 1395 code for a protein of 389 amino acids. Gene Ontology annotation, molecular function: aspartic-type endopeptidase activity. Gene Ontology annotation, cellular component: lysosome. Gene Ontology annotation, biological process: proteolysis; cell death. The record is from RefSeq and is a predicted model, not a curated record. The transcript has 4 exons. NCBI's taxonomy places the organism in Eukaryota, Metazoa, Arthropoda, Insecta, Diptera, Culicidae.
UGGUCAGCCUUCAGGCAAGAACGCUACACUUCUAUAAAAAGGUAGGCAGGUGCAAGCCGCAAAAGUGCAGUCUCACUUUUUCGUAGCAUCGUAAAACGCAUUUGCCGAAUUUUCCGGAGAAAGUUUCUCUUUGAACAUUAUUCUUUUUCUAGACAAACCACAAUUGGGAUCGUAUAGCGCAGAUAAAGAGUCCGUUUAAGCAAAAGGAAUAGCAAAGCACACAAAAUGGCUCGUGGGUUUGGCGUCGCCAUCGUUCUUCUGGCGAUGGCCGUUCUUGGCAAUGCCGAUUUCGUAAGGGUGCCCAUACAUAAAGCCCCUUCCGCUCGUGACCACUUCCGUAGCGUUGGUACCGAAAUCCGGCAGCUCCGUCUGAAGUAUGGAGACACGACUGGUCCGGUUCCGGAACCACUGUCCAACUAUCUCGAUGCUCAAUACUUUGGUGCUAUUUCUAUCGGCACGCCACCCCAAAGCUUCAAGGUGGUGUUCGAUACGGGUUCCUCCAAUCUGUGGGUACCGUCGAAGCAGUGUUCGUUCACUAACAUCGCCUGCUUGAUGCACAACAAGUACGACGCCAAGAAGUCUUCGUCGUUCGAGAAGAAUGGUACCGCUUUCCACAUCCAGUACGGUACCGGUAGUCUGUCGGGUUAUCUGUCCACCGACAGCGUCAGCGUGGGCGGUGUAACGGUCGAGAAGCAAACGUUUGCCGAAGCCAUCCAAGAGCCGGGUCUCGUGUUCGUGGCGGCAAAGUUUGACGGUAUCCUCGGACUGGCCUACAAAUCGAUCUCGGUCGAUGGUGUAACGCCCGUGUUCUACAAUAUGUUCAACCAGGGCAAGAUUGAUGCACCGGUAUUUUCGUUCUACCUAAACCGCGAUCCAAGCGCAUCGGAAGGUGGAGAAAUCAUUUUCGGUGGAUCCGACUCCAAACAUUACACUGGUGACUUCACCUACCUGAGCGUGGACCGAAAGGCGUACUGGCAGUUCAAGAUGGAUGCCGUCUCCGUGGGUGAUAGUCAGUUCUGCAAUAACGGGUGCGAGGCAAUUGCUGACACCGGUACCAGCCUGAUUGCCGGCCCGGUAGCGGAGGUAACGGCCAUUAACAAGGCUAUCGGUGGUACACCGAUCAUGAACGGCGAGUACAUGGUCGAUUGUUCCUUGAUUCCAAGCCUGCCCAAGAUCACCUUUACCCUCGGAGGCAAAGCAUUCACGCUGGAGGGUGCUGAUUACAUUCUGCGUAUCGCUCAAAUGGGCAAGACUAUCUGCCUGUCCGGUUUUAUGGGCAUUGAUAUACCGCCCCCGAACGGACCGCUGUGGAUUCUGGGAGAUGUUUUCAUCGGCAAAUACUACACCGAGUUCGACAUGGGUAAUGAUCGUGUUGGAUUUGCUACCGCAAUUUAAAGAAGGUGCCUCAGAGAAUGGGAGAAACCAAAGGUGUCUAUGAAAUAGAUGGUAGACAAUGUGGUUCGAUUGUUAAAUUCCGGAAAAGUGCUAAAAGUUCAGCAUUAGCAUGGUAAUAACUGGUGUAUGUAGUGCGUUAAAAAAGUAAAAGAUUUUUGAAUAAAUACUGAACAUACGAACUAAAACAUUA